This is a messenger RNA of Aspergillus pseudoviridinutans, 1089 nucleotides long. RefSeq lists its product as uncharacterized. Lineage: Eukaryota; Fungi; Ascomycota; Eurotiomycetes; Eurotiales; Aspergillaceae. The transcript is spliced from 2 exons. Bases 1 to 1089 code for a protein of 362 amino acids. The record is from RefSeq and is a predicted model, not a curated record.
AUGCCUCUUCACCUACUCGGCAAGAAGUCAUGGAACGUCUACAAUCCCGAGAACAUUGCCCGUGUACGGCGUGACGAGGCUGAGGCCAAGGCUCGGGAGGAGGAAGAGGAACGUCGUAUGCAAGAAGUCGAUGCUGAGCGCAGGAUUCAGAUUCUCCGUGGCGAACGGCCCUCUACCCCACCACCCCCGCCGUCUGCUCCAUCAGAUACCCGACGAGACAAGACCCAUGGAGAGGAUGCUGGAAGAUAUAGAAAACGGAGGCGACUGGCAGGUGAAAAUGAUACGGAUCGCGAUAUCAGACUCGCGAGGGAAGAUGCUCAGUUGAUGCUGGCGAAAAGGGAGGAGCUUGCUGUGUCCAAGACCAGCGAUGCGCCGCUUUUAGACAGUACAGGGCAUAUCAAUCUAUUUCCUUCCGAGACAACGCGAAAACCAGCAGAAAAAAAUCAAGAGGCGGAGAAGGAGGCAGCUGACAAGAACCGGAGUUAUGAGGACCAAUACACGAUGCGCUUCUCAAAUGCGGCGGGGUAUCGACAGUCCGCUGGCCAAAUGCCUUGGUACUCUUCCUCCAGGCGUGAUGUUUUAGCGCCUGAUGCUAUGCCUGAAAAGGAUGUUUGGGGCAAUGAGGAUCCGAUGAGACAGGAGAGGGAGAGAGCCCGGCUGGAUGCCAGCGAUCCACUUGCGGCGAUAAAGAGGGGAGUUCGCCAGCUGAAGUCAGUCGAACUUGGACGGAAGAAGUGGAACCAGGAGAGAAAGAGAGAAUUGGAUGCACUGAAAGAGGCACAAAGACGAGGGUCACGUCAUCGCAGAAGAAGAUCAACGUCAAGAUCAAAAGGGUCGGACUCUGGGGAUAGUCUUGAAAACUUCAGCCUUGACGCACCUGACAAACGUCAGGACAAGAAAUCGAGGAGCUCACACCGACAUCGCUCGCAUCACCGCGAAAGAAAUCGUGAUCUUUCUCGCGAUCGUUCUCGCAAGCGACACGGUCACUCCCAUUCCCACUCCCAGUCCCAUUCGCGCCGUCAUCGUAAUCGCCAUGACCACGACCGAGGGGACGUUCGCGAGGCGCAGCCGCACAAACGCCAAGCGUGA